GGGCGAGGGCCCCGAGGCAUGCUGGGAACUGUAGUGCUGUUGACGCUUCCUAGAAUCCCAGCCGAGGAGAGAGAAGGUCAGCGGUGCAGGAAGCGCAGUUUGGAGACUCUACCUUGAAGGACAGGCCUCUCUCGAUGCUGUCCUCGGGCCUGCUGGUCCUCCGCCGAGCUCUCCGCCGGCCGAUCUUCUCCGCCGGCUACUCGGCGCUGGGCGGCUCGCCCAUGGAGAACACCCCCGUGGAGGCCUCUAUCCGGGCCAAGCUGAAGCAGGCGCUGGAGCCCGUGCACUUGGAGAUCAUCAACGACAGCCACAUGCACGCUGUGCCGCGGGGCUCCGAGACGCACUUCCGCGUGGUGGUAGCCAGCCGGCGCUUUGAGGGCCUCUCGCUCAUCCACCGCCACCGCCUGGUCAACGACAUUCUUCAGGAGGAGCUGGCCGGGCCCGUCCACGCCCUCUCCAUCCAGGCAAAGACCCCCCAGCAGUGGGAGAAGAACCCCAAAAUCAUCCAGAGCCCCGAGUGCCUGGGGGGGUCCAAGCACGACCCCCAGAUGGCCGGGAAGAUCGGGGGGACGCCCCAGGCAUGAAGCGUUCCGCUGCCAAAGGCCGGAUCUGAGCAUGUUUCUGGAGCGAAUAAAUUCAACACCUGUGUUCCGGUUCAUAGCUGCAAUUCCCACAACCGCAGGGGUUUGGGGUUAGGUGCCAGCGUCUUCUACCAUUCUGCGUUUCCCUCCCCGCAAUGGACACUUCGCACUAUUCCUCGGAGUGUCAUUCUGGCUUGCUUUCAUGGAAAAAAAUGAGAUUAUCAUGUGUGCAUUUUGGAGCUUCCGUUUUUCUGCCGAUAACUGAUGUUUUUUUCUGGGGAAUCGCUUGGGUUUCUCAACAGUUCAUUCUGGCCCGGCUUUUUGUAAUUUGAGCAAAUUAAAGUUCUGGCUUUGGAAUUUGCAAGGGG
Messenger RNA from Podarcis muralis (Common wall lizard), 949 nucleotides. It is a transcript of the gene BOLA1, whose product is annotated as bolA family member 1. Lineage: Eukaryota; Metazoa; Chordata; Lepidosauria; Squamata; Lacertidae. The record is from RefSeq and is a predicted model, not a curated record. Gene Ontology annotation, cellular component: mitochondrion.